Tripterygium wilfordii is the source of this 1430-nucleotide messenger RNA. RefSeq names its product 1-aminocyclopropane-1-carboxylate oxidase homolog 1-like. NCBI's taxonomy places the organism in Eukaryota, Viridiplantae, Streptophyta, Magnoliopsida, Celastrales, Celastraceae. Bases 80 to 1213 code for a protein of 377 amino acids. The transcript is spliced from 2 exons. The record is from RefSeq and is a predicted model, not a curated record.
CCUCGCACAAAAAGUUCACAGAUUCAAAGGCUCUCGUUAUCGAAGUCGAAAUCGCAUCUUGAGGGACUAAAGGAGGAAAAUGGCGGAAACCCAAGUUUUAGCUGCAUCCAUGGCAGGCUACGAUAGAAUGAGCGAAGUGAAAGCAUUUGACGAAACGAAAUCUGGUGUCAAGGGACUUAUUGAUGCUGGAAUCACCAAAGUACCUCGCAUAUUCUACGAACCACCAAAUAACUUGGACAAGAUUAAUUCUUCUUCAUCAUCAUCAUCUGGUGUUGAAGCAGUCCCAGUCAGUAUCCCAAUCAUAGAUUUUCAUGGUGUCAAUAACGAUGAUGAUCCGGUUCGGCGCAAUCGAAUAGUUGACCAAGUUCGAGGUGCUUCUGAGACGUGGGGAUUUUUCCAAGUGGUGAAUCAUGGAAUUCCAGCGACUGUUAUGGAGGGAAUGAAGGAAGGUGUUCGACGAUUCUUCGAGCAAGAUAACGAGAUCAAGAAACGAUUCUACCAUCGCGACAUCGACAAAAAGGUUAGGUAUAACAGUAAUUUUGAUCUUUAUAGUUCUCCAGCAGCGAAUUGGAGGGAUACUCUCGUCUGCACUGUAGCUCCUGAUAGCCCAAACCCUAAAGAGCUGCCCAGUGCUUGCAGGGACAUACUAAUGGAGUACUCCAAGGAAGUGAUGAAAUUGGGGAUAAUAUUGUUCGAAUUGUUAUCGGAGGCUCUUGGAUUGAGCCCGAGCCACCUAAACGAUGUGGAUUGCUCCAAGGGACUCUCUGUUCUAUGCCAGUACUAUCCGGCAUGCCCCGAGCCGGAACUAACGUUAGGCUCAACCAGACAUGCGGAUAGUGACUUCCUCACAGUGCUCAUGCAGGACAAUAUGGGUGGCCUUCAAAUACUUCAUCAAGAUCAAUGGGUUGAUGUAACCCCCUUUCCUGGUGCUCUAAUUGUCAACAUUGCUGAUCUUCUACAGCUCAUAUCAAAUGACAAAUAUGUGAGUGUGGAGCAUAGAGUAUUAGCAAAUAGAGUAGGACCAAUAAUAUCAGUGGCAUGUUUCUUUGGAAGACAUCUUCAACAAUAUGAGAGACUUUAUGGACCUAUUAAGGAGUUAUUAUCAGAAGAGAAUCCUCCCAAGUAUAGGGAAACUACUGUAAGAGAGUAUGUUGCAUAUUACAAUUCCAAAGGCCUUGAUGGUACUUCCAAAUUGCUGCAUUUCAAGCUCUAACUUCAUUCCUGUGUCAAAAAGAGGAUUCAAAAGAAAAAAUGUCGGCCCGAGAAGUCUCCUAAAUCCUCUGAUAUUUGUAUCACUCCACUCUCUCCAAGUACAACCGGAUGGUUUUUAAUCUUGCAUUUAUGACCUGAUCACUUGUAUAUGCUAGACAAACAACAUUAAUUACAACCUGAUCUGGUUCUUCUUCUAUGUUUUAUGUUCUAUGGACAGA